ACAAGUGAAAUGUGUUUCAGGGAAUUAUCGCCCUUUUUCUUUUGGGAGAGGCAGUGCUCUAUACCGGUAUUAUCGUCAUCACACUCCUCUGUUUUCACACCCAUAAGAUGAGAUCCAUGUUUGUCGGAAUCAUAUGUGUUGUCUUCGGUAUAAUUAUGUAUGGAUCUCCUCUGUCCAUUGUUAGAAAAGUAUUCAAGACAAAGAGCGUUGAGUUCUUGCCAUUUUGGCUCUGCCUGGCUGGCUUCGCAAAUGGAGCCGUAUGGUUCACCUAUGCUUUUCUCAAGACCUUUGACCCCUAUCUUUGUACUGGAAAUGGAAUCGGAGGACUACUAGGAUUAUUCCAGCUUUGCGUAUAUGCAUAUUUCACUUAUAAAGGGCCUCCUCCAAAGGCAGCAGAUGACUCGAAGCCAUCAGAAGUACAGCUCCAAAACACUGCGACAAACACGAACGCAUCGUCGCCUCCUGUCUGAAAUUUUCUUUUCUUCCUCCUUUAAUCUUAGAUUCUUAGAUAGAGUUGUUACUUUUUCCACUGGAGUUUGUUUCGUAGAUGAACAUAUUUUUUUUCAUAAAAUGUUUAGUUUUUCCUGUCAUGGCAUAAAUUAAUGGUAUCUGAUCUAAUUUUUGUUA
Molecule: messenger RNA, 627 nt
Organism: Olea europaea var. sylvestris
Lineage: Eukaryota; Viridiplantae; Streptophyta; Magnoliopsida; Lamiales; Oleaceae
Product: bidirectional sugar transporter SWEET7-like
Exons: 3
Coding region: 108-470 (120 amino acids)
Biological process (GO): carbohydrate transport
Cellular component (GO): membrane
Molecular function (GO): sugar transmembrane transporter activity
Source: RefSeq, a predicted model, not a curated record